AUGGAGUUGGAGUAUUUCCCAAUCAAGAACCUCACCACUUACACCUCAAACUGGACCAUUAAGGCCCGGGUGCUGGAGAAGGCUCCGCUCAGACAAAUAAAGGGCGACAACCACCUCCUGCAUAUAGACGUCGUCGACAAACAUGGUGACACCAUCAGGGUGAAGUUUUGGGGCAAAUCUGCAACGAAGUGGGACGAGAUAUUGCAGAAGGGAAAGGUGUACACCUUCUCAAAGGGCACCGUAGAGUUGUCUAACAAGAGGUUUAACACUACCCCUCACAAUUAUGAAAUUACUUGCCACCAAGAAAGCAUCAUAGAGCCUGUGGAGGAUGCUGGGGAUAUUACGCUGCAACGCGACCACAAGCUGCUCACACUUAGGGACAUUAAGACGAUGCCAAAUGUCACGCAGGCGCCAGUCGACCUGCUCUGCAUCGUCCACACCGUGCAGCCGGCGGUGAACGUCGUCACAAAGGCCGGGAAGGAGAUCCCCAAACGCAUUGUGACGUUGGUUGAUGACACGGGAUACGAGAUGGAACUGACGCUCUGGGGAGAGCACGCGAGUAACGAUGCCAUCGAGCAAAUGGAGGGGAAGGCCGCAAUUGUAGAAAAGGUGCUCAUCAGGGAGUGGCAGGGUGCCAGAAGCUGCCAAACCGUGUCGUUGUCAGAGAUCCAAUUGGCGACUCAGGAAAACCUCAGAGACCAGGCCAAAUUAUCGCAGCUGCAGAACUGGUUCGAAGACGCGAAAGCCAAGAACGAAACCUUCAAGACCAUGAGGCCCCAAGCUGUUAGCACCAGGGACCAGUACGAGCUGUCCGACAUGGUCACUGUGGCCGAUAGAACCAAGGGAGGGUACCUUGUCAAAGGCAAAUUGCGAAAAAUAUUCUGGAAGAACAAGGACGGGUUGACAAGGAUGUGGUACCAGGCCUGCCCCAUGUGUUCCAAAAAGGUCCUCAUGGACGGAGACGACAACAAAUUCAAAUGUAUUUCCUGUGGCGAUGUCACUGUCGUACCUGUGCCCAGGUACAUGUUCUACUGUAACUUCGCGGAUCACACUGGGAGGCUCACGGCGCAAGUUGCGACUGAUAUUGGCGAGAAGCUGAUCGGUAAGACAGCGAAGGAGUUGGAGGAAAUGGAUCCCGACCAGCUGAAACAUUUCUGCGAUUUUGAAGCGACACACAGAGAUUACAAAAUCAGCGGAUACAUCAAAUCAAGGGUGUACAACGGGGAAACCAAACACAACUUCACCGUCACACGCGUGGAACACUUGGAUUAUGCUGCGGAGGCCGCACUGAUGCUGGAGAGCAUGCGUAUCACAUAUGAUGAUGUACUCAAAUUCCUGGAUAUCAGAACGGAUCAAAGGGAUGCCAAGAGGGCGAAGGUUGAAACGUCCGACGAAGAUUAA
This is a messenger RNA of Babesia ovata, 1401 nucleotides long. RefSeq names its product replication factor A-related protein, putative. The record is from RefSeq and is a predicted model, not a curated record. NCBI's taxonomy places the organism in Eukaryota, Apicomplexa, Aconoidasida, Piroplasmida, Babesiidae. Gene Ontology annotation, cellular component: nucleus. The coding region runs from base 1 to 1401 and encodes 466 amino acids. Gene Ontology annotation, molecular function: DNA binding. The transcript is spliced from 4 exons. Gene Ontology annotation, biological process: DNA recombination; DNA repair; DNA replication.